This is a messenger RNA of Tympanuchus pallidicinctus (lesser prairie-chicken), 3944 nucleotides long. RefSeq names its product HEN methyltransferase 1 (gene HENMT1). Gene Ontology annotation, biological process: RNA methylation; siRNA processing; piRNA processing. Gene Ontology annotation, cellular component: nucleus; cytoplasm. Gene Ontology annotation, molecular function: O-methyltransferase activity; RNA methyltransferase activity. The record is from RefSeq and is a predicted model, not a curated record. Bases 535 to 1668 code for a protein of 377 amino acids. The transcript has 9 exons. NCBI's taxonomy places the organism in Eukaryota, Metazoa, Chordata, Aves, Galliformes, Phasianidae.
CUAAGCGGGAGCCGUCGCCUGCCGGCUGAGCUACGCGCCUUUCUGAAAGCAGUUGAAUGGUCAGACCUUAGGAAGAGCAGCUCAUCUCCCCGGACUCGUAGUCUGACUUCGCGCGGUGUCUGCACCGUUAGCUUAAAGCGAGUUGCUGUCGCGCCGUGACAGCAGGCAGCUUCUCCCUCGUGCUGGCCGUGCGAUCCGGCCACACUUUUCUAUUAGGAACACCGCCAGCUCAUAUCGGCCUGCUUUCCACAGCGUGCAGCACCGCCCUGACUCACCACAGCACUCUGCUGCCCUUAUCGUCGUUGCUCACCAAUACCCAUGCUUGUCUUCAGACAGAAUCAGAGCAAAAGCAAAAAAACAGCAAGGAGGAAGUGCUUUUGACUGGCAAAAACGAGAAAAAGAUCAAACACACACAGCUUGAAAUGGUUAAUGAUGUCCUCCAUCUCUUCCACACUGCCAAUCUUUGAAAGACCCAGUCUUCCACCCAAACUUUACAAUGAAAAAUGGAAAAGAAAUAAGGCUUACUGAAAUACUAUGGGUAAGAACUUUGAAGGAAGGCAGUUUACUGGCGAGAUUAAGUUCACACCACCAUUAUACAAACAGCGCUAUGAGUUUGUUAAAGAUUUAGUGAGCAAAUACAAACCAAAAAAGGUGGCAGAUUUAGGAUGUGCUGACUGUACACUUCUCUGGAUGCUGAAAUUCUGUGGUUGCAUUGAAGUGUUAGCUGGGCUAGAUAUCUGUGCAGCUGUAAUGAAAGAGAAAAUGCACAGGUUAACUCCUCUUCCUGCUGAUUAUUUGGAGCCAUCUGAGCGAUCCUUAACUGUGACUUUGCAUGAAGGCUCAGUUGCUCAUAAAGAUCCUUGCAUGCUUGGUUUUGACUUGGUAACAUGCAUUGAACUAAUAGAGCACCUGCAAGAAUCAGAACUAGAGAAGUUUCCUGAAGUGGUGUUUGGUUUCAUGGCUCCAAGCAUGGUUGUGAUCAGUACUCCAAAUUCAGAAUUUAACACAUUGCUUCCAGGAGUGACUGUUUUCAGGCAUCCAGACCACAAAUUUGAAUGGGACCGAGCACAGUUUCAAAGUUGGGCUCAAGAUACUGCUCAACGCUAUGAUUACUCAGUGGAAUUCACAGGUGUAGGGAACCCCCCAGCAGGAAUGGAAGACGUCGGGUUCUGUACCCAAAUAGGAGUGUUUGUUAGAAAAUAUCCUCAAACUAGAGAACCUGUGCAGUGUGAGAAACCCACUGAAGCAGCUUACAAAACCGUCUUCAGAGCAGUGUAUCCGAGCCUAAAAGAUGAGAAGUACCUGCAGAAUGCAGUGGUCGGUGAAGUUAUGUUCAGAGCACGAAUCAUUAAGCGAAGUCUGCUGGACCAUUUACUGUCAGAACAUGAAGAAUAUGACAAUCCUACAGAGAGAAAAUUGAAACUGCAAUGUUCAGUGAACUGUUUUUCAGAAGAUUUUGAAACACUGGCUGUUGAAAAAAGCACGGAGCCAUUCGUCAGUGGAAAUGUGGUUUAUAUACCUCUGAGAAAAAUUUUUUCUUUUCCCAAAGUAAAUCAACUCUGUGGCACUUUUGAGAAGUUUUGCAGGCUUAUUACUGGCAAGGUCACACUGAACAGUGAUUGUUCUGCUGUGAUGCUUGAUAUUGAAAAUGAAAAUGAAGAGAAUUAGAUUGGUUUUCUUACUUCAAGUUCAGUGUAAGUAAUGAAAGCAGUGAUUUUAGUAGCUGUAGAUUGGUGUGUUCUGUAUGCUAACUGGAACCAUAAAAUCAUUCCUAAACUGCUCAGAACGUAUCUGCCAACUUUAUUUUUUCCAUGAAUGCCAACCUGGCCCCAGUUUUGAAAACCUGCAUUUUUGUGCCACCAGAGGUUGUUCAAGUCUGCAGUUUGUAUCUCUUUCACAGUAUAUUUGGUGGCUUGGAAUGAGCAAGUAUUAAUGUAACUGAUUUCAUGCCUGUGAAAGAUGUUUCACACCUUUCUGAAAAAUUAAAAACCAACCAAAAAAGGUGUACGUACUGUUUCUUAGAGAGGAUGGCUACAUUAUAUCUUCUAAAUUUUUGGAAGACGUGAAAGGGAAGAGACAGCUGUAAUUCAGUGUAUAAGUGGUUAAUGACUCCUAAUCCCCAUUCUUUGUAAAACGGUUCACUUUUUUUUUUUUUAAUGACAACUUUGACAAAGAUAAAUUCUUACAUUUGUUCUUAUGCCUUUUCUGGAGAAAAUAUGAAGAGCAACUACAGAUGCUUGGCUGUAUCUGUUUGGUGUUCCCUAGAGCAUGCAUGUGUACUGAAAUUGAAGAAUAUAUUGCUUAUCAUACACAGACAACCUAUGUGGAACAGAUAAAUUUAAAUUGAAACUGCUUUUUUUUAACUAAAAGAAGCUACACAAUUUUGUGUGCCAGCUUUCCUGGUUUACAUUUGCUUAAAUCAGUGUUGAAGUCUUCUUUAAAGUAUUGAAUUAAUGGUCUUUCUAUGAGGUUAAGCCUCCCACAGGACUCAUUAUGCACAGCUUUUUGCUAUCACAUUGCACUUUUGAUGAUUAUAUAUUCAUAGUAGCACAUUUAGACUUGACAUUUGAAACUGGUGAACGUCAAUUUUGCUGUCUGAAAUCAGGGUGAUGAAAAGAAGUUUAUGAGAAUCAGAUGUUCUAAGUUGCAUGCAGUGAUAUUACUGACCAGGAGAUGGCACAUGCAUCUGGAAACUUAACAACAUCUGGUUGUUCAAGCAGAUAUGUUCUUGACAUUUUGAUAAAAGAUCCUGAAACUGGUGUACGUUAGUCUUGGUGCUCCUUGGGAUUAGGUUUGAUAGACUUCGGUGUCAGCUGCUAGAAUGUGCUAAAGCAACAAGCUUAGCUUAAAUCUGGUGGGGAAGAUGUAGCUGUUGCCCUAUAAGGAGUUAUAGAUUACUGUGGACAUGCUUUAUUCUGGAAAAAUAUGGAGCCAUGGUUAACUGUGGCAGGAACCUCCUGAAUUAAAACACUUGAACGCUAUUAGUGUCACAAGGAUUGUAGAAAAAUUAACUAGCAAGUACAAUAAUGAACAUCUUACUGAUUUGGCAGGAAAAAAAAAAAACACCUCAGUGAAAGCCACCUGAGUUACUUCUGCAAUUCUGUGUUACUUAGGUGUAAAGGUGACACAUUCAGUGUUGAGAGAGAGCUUAAAUGAGAGCAGACCCAGAAGGAGCGUUCAAUGUGCUCUGGCAUCAAAAACAAAAGAGAAAGUGAAGAAAGCACACAGGAAAAAAGAAGGUAGUAAAGAAAGCCAAGGCUGGCAAAAAAAAAUACAAUGGAGUACGCAAUAUAAAGGAAAUAACUUGACAGCUGUUGAAUAAAUUAGUAGGGAUUGAUUUUGGUUAGAAUAGCUCAACAGAAUGGUUUUGACCAUUGUUUUAGAUGCAAAGUGAGCAAGUACUACAAAUAAAUUAUACAAAUAGUGAACUUUUAGAAACAAAACAAAACCAAAAUGUCUUGUUCAGUGAGCCUGAAGGAGUUAAUUGCCCAUCUCCCCAGACUUGUUUCAAAUAGACAGUAUUGCUACUAAAUUUUUGAACUGUUCAAGUCCUGUCACAGGCAGGUAUGAAAGGUAUAAGGCUCUGUGCUUGUUAACAUGAUUUUGAUUAAGGAGGCUUGGAUCAUUAUGUUGGAUUGUGUAUUAAGGCUACUUAUGGGUACUUUCCUGUUUUUUUUUUUUCUUCUAUUUAAACUGAAUAGAAGAAACACAGGCUUCUGAAUGAGAUUCUGUAAUGACAAAAACUCUCAUGCAAAGUCUUUGCAUUUGCUUCCUAAAAUACAAAAUCACAUCUUAUGUAGUACUGUAAGCAAACAAUUUGCUUGGAACACUGUCAAAAUCAAAUGCACUGCCACUAGCACAUCUUAAACAAAGGUAGCAGGGGAACAUUAGUAGAUCAAAAGACAAGACUACAAAAAAAAAAAACAACAAAAAAACACCAACAA